Messenger RNA from Portunus trituberculatus (swimming crab), 1093 nucleotides. Its product is annotated as cuticle protein 7-like. NCBI's taxonomy places the organism in Eukaryota, Metazoa, Arthropoda, Malacostraca, Decapoda, Portunidae. The record is from RefSeq and is a predicted model, not a curated record. Gene Ontology annotation, cellular component: extracellular matrix. The transcript is spliced from 4 exons. Bases 64 to 504 code for a protein of 146 amino acids.
AACAUCACCACCACCACCACUACUACUACUACUACUACUACUACUACUACUACUACUACUACCAUGAAGACUCAGGUCACUGCAAUCGCUGUACUAAUGGUGGCAGCGGUGGGAUGUAUGGGGGAGAAUUUCCACCCAGCCCCCUCCUACCAGCCCCCAGCCCCCUCCUACCACCCCCCGGCCCCCACCUACCACGAGCCGGCCAAGGGUAUGCCAUAUAACUUCGCCUACGGAGUGAAGGAUGACUACGCUGGCACAGACUUCGGCCAGGAGGAGAACAGCGAUGGUAACACAGUCAAGGGAUCCUACUCUGUCCAGCUCCCCGACGGCCGCAAGCAGACGGUACAGUACACAGCUGACCACUACAACGGGUUCCAGGCUGAGGUCGGGUACUAUGGUGAAGCUCAGUACCCUAGCGAAUAUGGUACACCAGUUACCUAUAGGCCAUCUGGAUAUGGUCACCAGCCAGCACCAUCCUACCAGCCUGAGCCUACCUACCAUUAAAGGAUAUGUGAGUCCUGCAGGAUACUUGAAGGAUCUGAUGUGAUUGGUGGUUUUGUGAUGAGAUUAGUAGAUGAAAUUUGUGAGUUUUUGUCUAAUUAAUGAGAUGGACAUUUGUUUUUUUGAUCAAAUGACUAAAAUUUUGUUAUAUCACGUUGAUGAAAAAGUUUGAAGUUGACGAGUGGAUGAGAUGAACACCUGGAAUGAUGUGUCUUUCAAAUUAACAUCUCAAACUUACUCCUAUCACCACGAGAGUUAGACGGACACUUAAUGAGACAAUGAGUAACACCUUUAAAUUGAUGAGUUGAUGAAUAUAACACCACCUGUCCUCAACCUAUCUACUAACGCCACAAAUACCACAAUGAUCAACCAGUCCUAUCAAAACGAGAAUAAAUAAUUGAGUUGAAUAUUCCAUCACUCCAAAAUCUAUCAAUCCUUUUUCUUAUCCACCACUGUUAAUUUCAAUGGUGGAUUAAAAAGUGGAUGAAUGGAUUUUUGCGUGACUCAUAACUCUUGCCUUUGUUUUUGUUUGUUUGUCUGUUUGUUUGUCAAUUACUUGUUUUUUUUGCUCAAUUACAUUCAUAGUUGUUAU